AUGGAGCUGCACCCACCGCGCUGGCGCCCCCUGGCGGCGGGGAGGACACAGGCAGCCGGUGGACCCCGCCCACAGUGGCGGCGGGGCCAGAGCGGCCGCGCCCCCUGCCCGCCGCUCUGCCCCGCCCAGCACCACCGAGACCCCCAUUGGCCAGCGCCGGGCGAGCCCCGUGACGUCACCGCGGAGGACCCCUCCCCAAACCAGGGGCGCCCCAAAGUGGAGGGACCGGACCCGCAGAGCGGGGCAUCCCCGAAACCCGCGGGCCGCACGCACGGCGCACCCGCCCUGCGCGCCCCCCGUGCGGGGGUCUGUGUUCCCCCCCCUAAACCGGGCACCCCCAGAGUGGGGCGCCCCCUGCCCCCUCCGUGCACCCCAACGCGGGUUGGGGUCCCGGGGGUCCUGAGGGGGAAUCCCAAAAGAGGGGAACCCCAAAAGGCAGGGAUCCCCGGGCGCGACCCCGCCUGCCCCCCUCUCCAUCUCCCCACGAAUCGGGGGCGACCCCUCCCGCCCCCCCGGGCUGUGCCCCCGCCCCCGGCCCCCGCCUUGCCCCCGCCUCCUCCCGCCCGCCCGCACCGCCUCGGCUGCCCGCACCCCUGCGGACUGCUGCCCACACCCUGCCAGUCCCCGCGUCCUGCUGGUACUCCUGCCCGUACCCCUGCCCGCACCUCUGCCUGCACCAGCACCCUGCCCUGCCCGCAUCCCUCCUUACUGCCCGCACCGCUGCCCUGCCCUGCCCUUCCCGCAUCACCCUCCGCUCCUGCCUUGCCCUGCCCGCACUCCUGCCUUGCCUUGCCCGCACCCCCGCCGCCGUCCAUGUCCCCCCCGGGCCCCCGCACCCGCUGGGUGAGCGACUUCUUCUCGUACGAGACCACCAAGUCGGUGGUGGUGAAGAGCUGGGUGGUGGGCGCUGUCAACCGCGGCGUGCAGCUCCUCAUCCUCGCCUACUUCGUCGGCUGGGUGUUCCUCCACGAGAAAGCGUACCAGGUGCGGGACACCGCCGUCGAGUCCUCCGUGGUCACCAAGGUGAAGGGCGUGGGGCGCUACGCGGGGCAGGUGCUGGACACGGCCGACUACGUCACCCCCCCUCAGGGCACCUCGGUGUUCGUGGUGGUCACCAAGCAGAUCCGGACCGAGGACCAGGCGCAGGGCGUGUGCCCGGAGAGCGAAGCCGCGUUCCGCUGCUCGGCCGACCGGGACUGCCGCGGGCUGAGCCCGGCCACGAGCAAUGGGAUGCUGACAGGGCGCUGUGUCCCCUACAACACGACCCUGAGCACCUGCGAGAUCCAGGGCUGGUGCCCGCCUGAGGUGGACACCGUUGACGUCCCCAUCAUGCUGGAGGCCGAGAACUUCACCCUCCUCAUCAAGAACAGCAUCCGCUUCCCACUCUUUGGCUUUGAGAAGACCAACCUGCCGCCCCCUGGCAGUGGGGUGGAGCUGGGCCGGUGCCGCUUCCACCCGCAGCUGCAGCCCCUGUGCCCCAUCCUGCGCCUGGGGGACGUGGCGCGCCUGGCCGGGCAGGACUUCCCUGCGCUGGCCGCCACCGGGGGAGUGCUGGGGAUCAAGAUCGGGUGGGUGUGUGACCUGGACCAGGCCUGGGAGCGCUGCCUGCCCCACUACUCCUUCACCCGCCUGGACAGCCUGGCCCGAACUCCUGCCCCCGGCUACAACUUCAGGCAUGCCAGGUACUACCGCUGGCCUGACGGCUCCGAGCGCCGCACCCUCACCAAGGCCUUCGGCAUCCGCUUCGAUGUCCUGGUGUACGGCAGCGCCGGGAAGUUCAGCCUUGUCCCCACCCUCAUCAACAUGGUGGCAGCUUUCACCUCCAUCGGUGUGGGCACGGUGCUGUGCGACAUCAUCCUGCUCAACUUCCUGAAGGGUGCCGAGCACUACAAGGCCCGCAAGUUCGAGGAGGUGCCAGAGGCUGGUGCACCCGCCACCCCUGCCACCCCCAUGGCAUGUCCCCCAGGGGCACUGGGGGGCUGCACCCGGGACAAGCAGUCCACCGACUCGGGCACCUUCUCCCUCGGCCUCUAGCCCUGGUGCCAUGGGGCAGCCCCCCACUUGCCCCCCAUUGAGGGGAAGCCCACGGCUGGGUGAGGGGCUUGCCGGGACCCCCGUUGGGCUCCUACUGCCCAUCCAGUCUCCACACUGAGCCCCAUCCACAUGCCACUGUCCCCAGUGCCCACCCUGCAUGCCCAGUCCCAACCCCAGCGUCCCCUGUGCCCCGUCCCUUGUCCCCAUGGUGCCCCUAUGCGCCCUCCUCUGGCACCUCCCUGCUCCCCACUGGCCCCAUGCCGGGGGGGCUGCACCCCCCUACAAUAAACCCAUGGCUCACAGCACC
Molecule: messenger RNA, 2341 nt
Organism: Empidonax traillii (willow flycatcher)
Lineage: Eukaryota; Metazoa; Chordata; Aves; Passeriformes; Tyrannidae
Gene: P2RX3
Product: purinergic receptor P2X 3
Exons: 12
Coding region: 1-2034 (677 amino acids)
Biological process (GO): response to ATP; monoatomic cation transmembrane transport
Cellular component (GO): nuclear inner membrane; plasma membrane
Molecular function (GO): ATP binding; purinergic nucleotide receptor activity; extracellularly ATP-gated monoatomic cation channel activity
Source: RefSeq, a predicted model, not a curated record